ACUGGAAAGCCAAUUUGCUGACUACAGGGCACUUUCCAGUAAUGAAACUGGAAGUUCCCAGAAGCAACUUUGUAAUCUGUGAUCAUAUAUUCCCACUCCCUGCAAUAAGGAAAUACCUGGUGUCUUUUAAUUCUGAGUCCGAGUCACUUUCCAGUGCUCUACGAAGAGACAGAGGCUGUUAGCUAUGGCUGAAGACAGCUGCAAAAAAAAACGCCAUAAGAAUUUAGAAGCUCUGUUGAAAUAUGUCCUUUGGAGUACAUCAGGUAACUUGGUGAAAAAAAGAUUUCCCGAAUUGAAGGAAGAGGAAAAGAAAAAACAUCGUGAUGCCAAAAUUGAAGACAGGCCUCUCGUCGUGACAAACCACAUGCUAAAGAACAACGCGGCUGGACAAACAUCUGUGCAGACCCUACCUACUAUGAAUCAAAAGUCGACCAGUGUAAAAAAAGACAAUCGCAAAAAAGAAACACUUAAGGUGUUGGAAUACCUGGGCAAAGAUAUGCUUCAUGGUGUUUUUAAUUAUUUGGCAAAACACAAUGUUCUGACAUUGAAGGAAGAGGAAAAGAAAAAAUAUUACGAUGCCAAAAUUGAAGACAAGGCCCUGAUCUUGGUAGACUCUAUGCGAAAGAAUCGUGUGGCUCAUCAAAGGUUUACGCAAACCCUUCUCAAUAUGGACCAAAGGAUCACCAGUAUAAAACCACUUCUGCAAAUCGAGGCUGGACCACCUGAGUUAGCAGAAUCUACAAAUACUCUCAUACUUUGUCCUCAUGAAGAAUUCCUGAGACGGUGUAAAGAAAACCAUGAUGAGAUCUAUCCAAUAAAAAAGCGAGAGGACCGCAAACGCCUGGCUCUCAUCAUAUGCAAUACAAAGUUUGAUCAUCUGCCACCAAGGACUGGGGCUCACUUUGACAUCCUGGGGAUGAAAGAGCUGCUUCAGGGCCUGGGCUACAAUGUGGUUGACAAAAAGAAUCUCACAGCCAGGGAUAUGGAGUCAGCGCUGAGGGCAUUUGCUGCCCGACCAGAGCACAAGUCCUCCGACAGCACGUUCCUGGUGCUCAUGUCUCAUGGCAUCCUGGAGGGAAUCUGCGGAACUGCACAUGAUGAGAAAAACCCAGAUGUGCUGCUUUAUGACACCGUCUUCCAGAUAUUCAACAACCGAAACUGCCUCAGUCUGAAGGACAAACCCAAGGUCAUCAUUGUCCAGGCCUGCAGAGGCAAAAGACGUGGGGAACACUGGGUCAGAGACUCUCCAGCACCCUCGGCAGUCAUCUCUUCACAGUCACCUGAGAACCUGGAGGAAGAUUCUGUUUGCAGAGUCCACGUGGAGAAGGACUUCAUUGCUUUCUGUUCUUCAACACCACAUAACGUGUCCUGGAGAGACCGCACAAGGGGCUCCAUCUUCAUCACGGAACUUAUCACAUGCUUCCAGAAAUAUUCUUGGUGCUACCACCUAAUGAAAAUAUUUCAGAAGGUACAGAAAUCAUUUGAAAUUCCAAAGGAUAAAGCCCAGAUGCCCACCAUAGAACGAGUAUCCUUGACAAGAGAUUUCUACCUCUUUCCUGGCAAUUGAAAAUGAAACCACAGGCAGCCCAGCCCUCCUCUGGCAACACCAAAGAGCACCUUUACCUGUAUAGCUUGCAUAUUCAACAUUUGGUGUUUUGAUAAAAGUAAAGAUGGUAUCUUUUUAGAUUGUAUGAACUGUAUAUUUUUAGAUUCUCUAACAGACAAUCUAAUUUCCAUGAAAAUGGUGGACAAGUGGAAAUGAAGUGGAAGAAGCUAACUGGAUUUUCGAGUUUUAUGGCUAAUGCUACAUCUAUACUUGGCUGAUGAAGACGACUGACUGUGACUUACCGCCAACAAUAGGAUGAAAGAAGAUGGUAUCUAAAAGUAUAAGAAAGAUACCACCUCAUACCCAUUAGAAUGACUCCCACCAAAACAUACAAACAAACAGAAAAUAACAGGUGUUUGUGGGGAUGUAGAAUAAUUGGAACCCUGUGCUCUGUUGGUGAGAAUGUCAAAUGGCACCACGGUGGAAAACAGUAUGGAAGUUCCUCACAAAAGUAAAGCUAGAAUUAUCAUAGGAUCCAAACUCCACCUUUGGGUACAUACCUAAAACAAUUGAAA
Rhinopithecus roxellana (golden snub-nosed monkey) is the source of this 2121-nucleotide messenger RNA. RefSeq names its product caspase 5 (gene CASP5). Lineage: Eukaryota; Metazoa; Chordata; Mammalia; Primates; Cercopithecidae. Gene Ontology annotation, molecular function: cysteine-type endopeptidase activity; caspase binding. Gene Ontology annotation, biological process: proteolysis; regulation of apoptotic process. The record is from RefSeq and is a predicted model, not a curated record. Bases 185 to 1567 code for a protein of 460 amino acids. Gene Ontology annotation, cellular component: protein-containing complex. The transcript is spliced from 10 exons.